Microplitis mediator is the source of this 2012-nucleotide messenger RNA. RefSeq lists its product as uncharacterized. The transcript is spliced from 3 exons. The coding region runs from base 132 to 1595 and encodes 487 amino acids. The record is from RefSeq and is a predicted model, not a curated record. Lineage: Eukaryota; Metazoa; Arthropoda; Insecta; Hymenoptera; Braconidae.
UAUAUUCACAAUUUGUAGGUAGUACAAGAACUGAAAAAUAAUUUUUGGUUGCCAGUAUACCUGUAGUCGUUGCACUGAUCAGUCGAUAGUUUUGUGAUAAAUUAUUUCUCAAGUGAAUUAAAUUAUUAACCAUGGGACGUGAUUCUAGAAAGGUUUCAAGAGAACUUCGGAGUUCUGAAAAAAUUAAUAAGUCGCGUUCAGUCAAAAGAAAGAAUGUUUUUAAUCCGAAAACAGCCGAACGUGAUGAAAGUAUUCAGAGUACAUCUUCUAAAAAAUUAAAACAAAACACUGAAGAUGAUGUACCUGAAGACAGCAGUACUGAAUUUCGAAUAAUAAAUUUUAUUCAGGUAUUCACUGCAAUUUCUGCUCUUAUAAAAUGUAAAAAAUGUGAUGGAAAUGUAGUGUUUCAAACAGCAAGUACACGUGGGCUGGGAUUCAAAAUUGUAGUUGCAUGUAAUAACUGUGGAAAUGAAUAUAUUCCUUCCUGUUCUUUCGUUGGGCAUUCUUAUGAAAUAAACAGACGUUUCAUUUUUGUAAUGAGAAUACUAGGAAUAGGAUACGAAGGAUUGUGCAAGUUUUGCGGCCUGAUGGACAUGCCGUCUUUUUUAGAUAAAUCUACGCAUACAAUUUUACUGAAACAGAUUUUGAAUUGUAGUAAAGCCGUCGCAGAAACCUUCAUGACGAAAGCUGUGAAUGAAGAAAAGCAAGCAAUGCCAACAACUGAAAAUGAAGAUAUAAAUCAUCUAACUGUAUCGGGAGAUGGAACCUGGCAAAAACGGGGAUAUACAUCGUCAUUUGGAGUUUCUUCUAUAAUUGGCUAUUUUACUGGAAAGAUUCUUGACAUAAACAUUAAAAGUGCAUAUUGUAAGCUAUGUGAGUAUUGGAAAAAAAAAACAAAUACUGUUGAGUUCGAGGAAUGGUAUCAAUCGCAUGAAGAUGUGUGUUCUGCUAAUCAUCAAGGGUCUUCUGGGAAAAUGGAGGUGGAUGCGAUGGUCGAAAUGUUUUCGUAUUCUGAAACUAAAUAUGGAGUUAAGUAUGCCAACUAUAUUGGUGAUGGUGACUCCAAGACCUAUUCAGGAAUUAUAAAAUCAGAUCCUUACGAAAAUACAACUGUAAAUAAAAAGGAAUGUAUAGGGCAUGUCCAAAAGCGGAUGGGGAGUCGAUUACGUACGCUGAAGAGUAAACAAAAAGGUCUUGGUGGUCGAGGUAAGCUCACAGGAAAAUUAAUAGACAAACUAACUGUGUACUAUGGUUUAGCAAUACGCCGGCAUUGUGAUUCUAUUGAAAAUAUGAAAUCUGCUAUAAUGGCAACCUUUUAUCACUACGGCUCGAGUGAUGAAAAACCGAAUCAUGAUAUGUGUCCAAAAGGCGAAGAAUCUUGGUGCUCUUACCAGCGCGCUGAAGCAAGAGGAGAGCUUGAUACCUUUUCUCACGAUUAUUCUCCUUUACCUUCUGAUGUUUUAAAAGCUAUCAAGCCUAUAUACGAAGAUCUUAGUAAUGAAAAUUUACUUUCAAGAUGUGUAGGUGGAUUCAAUCAGAAUAAUAAUGAAAGCUUUAACCAACUAGUAUGGAAAAUAUGCCCAAAAACGUCUUGAUGAAUACACUAGGACUUAAUUGUGGGCCUAAUUCUCAUCGGUAUGCAGAAAGAAUGGAUGCUGCACGUAUCAAAGUAGCAGAUAAGCGCGCUAAUGAUAACACCCGAGAAGGUCGAUUGCAACGUAGGCACCAGCAAAUCGAUAUUUUGGAAGCUGCUAUGUCGGCUGAAGAGCUAUUAUAUGGUCCAGGAAUAGAUGACUCAGUAUGAAUCUCCAAGGACUUAUGAUGAUCACCGCAAAGGACUUCGGGAGGAACGGGCUCUACAAAAACAGCGAUAACUUUUUGAAUUAUUAAUUUUUUUUUUUGAAAUUUUCGUGAAGUCAAAUCGAAACGUGUUCUAAUAAAGCUAUGUUUUUAUUUUUGUCAAAUAAAGUAAUUAACUACAAAAAAAAAAUUAUUGAAAAUCAUCAUUUUUU